UUAGAUUAUUGGGAAGUAAGUCUUUGAACCGAAUUGCCAAACCUGCCAGAAACCUUAAUCCCUUCUCUUGUCUCCUCUCUUCUUGAACCCUCAUAUUUCCUGGAAAGCUCCAGGUUCACUGCUAUGAAUUCGGAACCGGUGAAAUCAGACUUGGUUCUUAUUCUGGAUUAUGGUUCUCAGUACACUCAUUUGAUUGCUCGUAGAAUUCGGUCUUUAAACAUAUUCUCUCUGUGUAUUUCAGGGACAUCUCCACUUGAUGAUAUAACUUCUCACAACCCAAAAGUUGUAAUCCUCUCAGGAGGACCCCACUCUGUUUAUUCUGCUAAUGCACCCACUUUUCCAUCUGGGUUCGUUGAGUGGGCGGAGUCUAAUGGGUGUUUCGUGCUUGGAAUUUGCUAUGGGUUGCAGCUGAUAGUUCAGAGACUGGGUGGAGAAGUGAGGGCUGGAGAAAAGCAGGAGUAUGGGAAAAUGGAAAUUGAGAUUGGGAUGAAUUUGGAUCUUUUUGGAAAUAAAAAUGUUGGGGAUAGGCAGGUCGUUUGGAUGAGCCAUGGAGAUGAGGUUGCAUGGUUGCCUGAUGAAUUUGAAGUAGUCGCCAGGAGCCAACAAGGUGCAGUUGCUGCCAUGGAAAAUCGUAAAAAGAGGUUUUAUGGGUUACAAUACCACCCUGAGGUGACUCAUUCACCAGAGGGAAUGGAAACACUACGCCAUUUCCUUUUUGAUGUUUGUGGAAUUUGUGCAAGUUGGAGCACGGAAAAUGUGGUGGAUGAAGAAUUAAGUUUGGUUAAAGGCACAGUAGGUCAUGAAGAUCACGUCAUAUGUGCAUUGUCAGGGGGUGUGGAUUCCACGGUUGCUGCAACCCUUGUGCACAAGGCAAUUGGGGACAGACUCCAUUGUGUUUUUGUUGAUAAUGGCUUGUUAAGGUACAGGGAGAGAGAACGAGUGAUGGAAGCUUUUGAAAGGGAUUUGCAUCUGCCUGUUACUUGUGUGGAUGCUUCAGAAAAAUUUCUUAGUAAGCUGAAAGGGGUGGUAGAUCCUGAGAUGAAAAGGAAGAUAAUUGGAAAUUUGUUCAUUACUAUUUUUGAUGCUUUUGCCCAUGAUUUGGAGCAAAAAUUGGGAAAGAAACCUGCUUUUCUUGUCCAAGGAACUUUAUAUCCUGACGUGAUUGAAUCUUGCCCACCUCCUGGUUCUGGAAGAACGCACUCACACACUAUCAAAAGCCAUCAUUGUGUUGGUGGCCUCCCAAAGGACAUGAAAUUGAAGCUCAUUGAACCACUUAAACUCCUUUUUAAGGAUGAGGUUCGUCAACUAGGAAGAAUGAUGAAUGUUCCUGAGGGAUUUUUGAAGCGCCACCCGUUCCCCGGGCCUGGCCUUGCAAUACGAGUCUUGGGUGAUGUAACUGAAGGAAAUGCUUUAGAUAUCCUCCGUCAGGUUGAUGAAAUAUUUAUCCAAGCCAUCAAGGAUGCUGGGCUUUAUGACACAAUUUGGCAAGCUUUCGCAGUGUUUCUGCCUGUAAGAUCAGUUGGAGUUCAAGGUGAUCAAAGAACUCAUUCUCAUGUAGUUGCUCUAAGAGCUGUUACAAGUCAAGAUGGAAUGACUGCAGAUUGGUACUACUUUGAACACAAGUUCCUUGCUGAUGUUGCAAGGAAAAUUUGUAACAGAGUGAGGGGCGUAAACAGGGUUGUUCAGGACAUAACAUCAAAGCCUCCAUCAACAAUUGAGUGGGAAUGAUGAUAGCAGAAAAGAAACCCAGUAGAAAGAAAGAAACCCAGUAUAACUCCCAUGUUUACAUCUACUCAUUUCUUGCUCAGCAGAAAAGGAAAGUUGAAUUUAUCCUAUAAGAAUUUAUUGAUGAUGAAAGUUUUCAAUAUAUACAUACAUUCUGGAG
Ricinus communis (castor bean) is the source of this 1885-nucleotide messenger RNA. RefSeq names its product GMP synthase [glutamine-hydrolyzing]. The transcript has 6 exons. The record is from RefSeq and is a predicted model, not a curated record. Gene Ontology annotation, biological process: GMP biosynthetic process. NCBI's taxonomy places the organism in Eukaryota, Viridiplantae, Streptophyta, Magnoliopsida, Malpighiales, Euphorbiaceae. Gene Ontology annotation, molecular function: GMP synthase activity; ATP binding; GMP synthase (glutamine-hydrolyzing) activity. Bases 124 to 1728 code for a protein of 534 amino acids. Gene Ontology annotation, cellular component: cytosol.